AUGUGGUCGUUCCUAUUUCUAAUAUCAAUUUUCCAUUCAAAUCAAGCAUUUUCAAUUUGCUCGAAUAAUGUGAGCAUUUGGGAGAGAAACGAGCCAAAACCGCACAUUUUUCUCCUCCGCGACUAUUUUUCGAAUCGAGCGGCGAAUUCGUUGCGAGAAAUUCGAUGCUUAUUGGAAUACAAUUAUAUAAUCGAUGAUAAAGCGAACAUCAAACGAAGGAACGAAGAGGAAUUAUGUUUUGCAAUAAGCCAUGUCCCGUUACGAAUUGGUCAAACUCUUGUAGUCCUCGUGGACGGCGAAUUCGCGGACGAUUGCAAAUCCCCAGUGUACGGCCCAAUUCCCAAUAUAUUAAAGUUCAAAGUUUUCACGGAGCGAUUGAAUUCGACAACGAAUGCAUCGAAAAUCAAUGUAAUUAGUAGCUACAAAAAUGCUGGCGGUGAUAUAAGAGUCGAGUUCGAUUUGUACAAAAUGAAGAAUAUUGAGCGAAUUCGCGAGACCCUUCGAUUUUAUCAGCGGCUUUCCACUAUCACCCCGCAAUAUGAGAGUUUACUGCCUAGCUGGAAGCCCGAUAUCCGUCUUCCGCCGGAUUAUUUCUCUCAUAUCACCAGAAGGCCGACAAUCAAGGACAAUGCCAGCUAUAUGCUCAUCCUUUCGUGCCUUCCGAUUGUCGUUUUUGGGACCAUCACUUCUUGCUACUUGGUGCUAACCCCUCGCGGUGGAUUAACAUUUGUUGAUGAGGAUAUCGACUAUUCUAUUGAUAUUUCGUCGUUCACUGAAGAGGAUAUUCGGACGGCGAUGGAGAAAAGUCGAAAGACGUCGAAUGAGAUUUUGUGUGGAUGCAAUGAAUCGUCGAAAAAGAGUAAUUCGAUCAAAACUGAUAUUACUAUGGAAUCGACGAUUCAAAAUGAUGAUGAAGCGCUUAGACUUCCAAGUCUUUUGAGACAGUUGCCCGAUUGGCUGAUUGGCAACUUCGCGACACUUCUGGAUUGGAUCGAGAAUGGAUCGGAUCGUAAUAAUAAUGAGCUCAAAAAGCCGCACGAAGACGAUGAGAUGUGUAUUGAAAAACAAUUUUUAACGCCAAAUUUCAUUAAAAAUUGUGGAUCGAAGAAUCCUCUAGACGUCUCAACGAUGCUUCUGAAUCUCGGCGUGCAAGCAAUCAUCCAGGACGAUAUUUCGAGACCAUUUUCCACGAAAUGUUCGAAGCUCAAUCUUCUGAAAAUGCCCGAAGAUCGAAAAUUGAAAGUCUUAUAUGGAAUCGGGUUGAUUUUCAGAUUGACAUUUUUGUUUCCAUUGAGAAUUUGCUUAUUGGCGACUAGUUUGAUCUACUUGCCAAUUACCGGCCUCAUUUGUGUGAUGUUCAACGCCGAGCAGAAAUAUUAUCGAUAUUGCGGUAUAACGUUUGCCAAAAUUUUCAACGCCGCAACGGGAUUGAUUGUCAACUCGCAUGAUGGUCAAAAUCGUCCAAAAAUGCCAGGUCUCGCUGUGGCGAAUCACCUCAGCGCCAACGAUGUCAUGACAAUCUACUCGGACUGUAGUUUCGAUUCGUGCGGCUACACAAUAACCGCACAAUCGCACGGCGGCAUCGUACACUUUCUCGAGAAAUAUGGCGAACUGUUGACACCAAUUCUAUUGGUGAAUGGCUCGUGUCACACCAAUCGCAACGCGUUGCGCGAAGCGAUUGUCAAGCACACGCGCGAGGCGACGAAAAAAUCGUAUCCGAUUCUGUUGUUUCCCGAAGGAUAUUGUUCGAACAAUAAGAGUGUUUUGCAAUUUCGAAAAGCGACAUUCGACGGCCACGUCGUCAUUUAUCCGAUGGCAUUAUUGCAAAAUGAGAGAUUUGGCGACUCAUUCUGGUCCGAGCGCACAUAUCUGCCAUAUUUGGUUCGGAUAAUGACGUCGUGGUGCCUGAAAAUUGAUAUUUUCUAUUUGCCGCCAAUGUCGAAACUCGAAACAGAAAACGACGAGCAAUUCUCGCGGCGAGUUCAAUUGGCGAUAAGCGAGAAAAUCGGGCGCAUCGCGUUGCCGUAUGACGGCAAAAUGCGAAGCCGAAAAGAGCAAAUCAAAUAUCGAUCGAGAAUCGAGCAAAGCAUUCGCGAGCUUCUAGCCGAAUAA
Caenorhabditis bovis is the source of this 2112-nucleotide messenger RNA. The record is from the annotation of a GenBank genome assembly. NCBI's taxonomy places the organism in Eukaryota, Metazoa, Nematoda, Chromadorea, Rhabditida, Rhabditidae.